CUUAUAACGCAAGCUCACUUAGUUUCGGAAUGUAUUUCUUUCAUUUGGCUGUGCGACGAGCGCAUUUCGAAUGGUAUACGGCAAAUACCGCAUCCAGAAUCGGGUUAGUUCUUACCGGAAUCCUUUCAGUCGGCGUGAUCGCCGUUACCUUUAUCGAGUGCAGGGCGUUGAUUAGGCAAGCGUUUCAAGAAAAUAUGGCGGAUGAAGUGAUUUUAACGAAGGAGAUUGAUCCCGCCGAGGUGCGAGUACAGCUCAAGGAGAUGAUGCAGCACGCCUGGCGGAGUUAUGCCCGCGUUGUGUGGGGCACCAAUGAAUUCCGUCCGGUUUCACAACGCGUGCAUGUGGGCAGUGACUUCGGAACCUACAAACUCGGUGCAACGAUUAUAGAGAGCUUGGACACUCUGUACUUAAUGGGUCUGGACAAGGAGUUGAAGCGUUCUCGGGAUUGGAUCGAGAAGUCCUUUAGCUUGGAUCGAGUUGAUGAACCAUUGCCCCUUAUAGCGCUAACAUCCAGGCUGCUCUGUCCCAUGCUAACCCUCUACUCCCUCACUGGGGAUCUGCUCUACAAGGACAAGGCAGUACAUAUUGGCGAUAGGAUCCUGUCGGCCUUCGACACGGCAACUGGAAUACCGAGGCGACUGGUGGUUCCCAAGGAAGGCAGCACCCUAACCAAGUAUCUGGAUGACAUGUCCCGUACCUCAGAGUUUGGAGCCCUGCACUUGGAGUUCUUCUACCUUAGCGAAAUCACAGGAUCUCCAGUGUACAGGGAUCGGGUGCAGGGUAUUCAGGAUAGGAUUGCGAAGGCAGCCAAGGUCAAUGGUCUGUAUCCCAAUGCCUUUUGCACAAAGUAUGGCACAUGGGAAAGCCACAACUGCUCCAUAAACCGAUACCAUGACACGCUCCUUAAAGCAUGGAUGCAAUCCGGGAAAACCGAUUCCCAAAAUGAAGUUCUAUUUGAGGACGCUUUGCUGGCUGUGGUGCAAAAUCUGGUUGUCAUCAAUGCCGAAGAAGCGACCUAUGUAACGGAUAUGAGGGAUGGUACUCUUACCCACCGGAUGAGACAGUCGGAUUGUUUCGCUGGCGCUCUUUUUGCCCUGGGAGCAGCAGCCACCUCGAUGGAUCACUGGGAGAAGUACGCGGAGAUCGGCAUUGGCAUAACAGACACUUGCCAUGACAUGUUCUGGGACUCUUCCACCCGACUAGGUCCGGAUACUUUCGCUUUUACGGAAAAAAGUCAGAAGGAAAUCCUUCCCCUCCAGAGAAACUUCUAUAUGUUGCGACCAGAAGUCGUGGAGAGCUACUUCGUACUCUGGCGUCUGACCCAUGAUGAAAAGUAUCGCCUUUGGGGCUAUGAGAUCCUGCUGGCCAUAGAGAAGUACUGCAGGACACCCAAUGGUUACACUGGUAUUUUGGACGUUAAUAACAAAACCUCGGAACCGGACGAUGUGCAAAGGACCUUCUUCUUAGGAGCGACCCUGAAGUAUCUGUUCCUGUUGUUCUCCGACGAUGAUGUGGUUCCCCUGGAGGAGUGGGUUUUCAACAGCGCAGGACAUUUUCUACCCGUUAAGGGUGCAAAUUCAAUGUAUCGUGAAUAUAAUCAAUAAAAAUCUAUUAAAGCUAAGUAGUAAAAGUAGAAGUAAAAGAGAGUAGUAA
Drosophila biarmipes is the source of this 1653-nucleotide messenger RNA. It is a transcript of the gene alpha-Man-Ic, whose product is annotated as mannosyl-oligosaccharide alpha-1,2-mannosidase IA. Gene Ontology annotation, biological process: N-glycan processing; carbohydrate metabolic process. NCBI's taxonomy places the organism in Eukaryota, Metazoa, Arthropoda, Insecta, Diptera, Drosophilidae. Gene Ontology annotation, cellular component: endoplasmic reticulum; Golgi membrane. Gene Ontology annotation, molecular function: mannosyl-oligosaccharide 1,2-alpha-mannosidase activity; calcium ion binding. The record is from RefSeq and is a predicted model, not a curated record. The transcript has a single exon. Bases 30 to 1604 code for a protein of 524 amino acids.